Oryzias latipes (Japanese medaka) is the source of this 2967-nucleotide messenger RNA. RefSeq names its product prolyl 3-hydroxylase 2 (gene p3h2). Gene Ontology annotation, molecular function: protein binding; iron ion binding; L-ascorbic acid binding. Gene Ontology annotation, biological process: collagen metabolic process. Gene Ontology annotation, cellular component: endoplasmic reticulum. NCBI's taxonomy places the organism in Eukaryota, Metazoa, Chordata, Actinopteri, Beloniformes, Adrianichthyidae. The record is from RefSeq and is a predicted model, not a curated record.
CCGGGGGUCAUAACAUCAUGAGUGUCCCCGGCGGCGAGUCAUUUCCCCGCCGCUUCGGUCAGCUGAGCGUCUCCGUUUAAUGGAGCCUGAACGGCGUCUGCGCGCUGUGCUGUGACCGCCCGUCUCCCAGUCAGUCCGGGCAGAGGAUGGAUCAUGGAAAGCCGCCUGCAGCGGGGCUCUCCUCGGUAGUUGUCCUGUCAGCUGUGCUGGCGUGCGCAGCAGCGGUCCUGCAGCCCCACGACCUGCUGUACGACAACGCCGUGCGCGCGUUUUACAACAGCGACUAUGAGGAAACGGUGCGCGCCAUGGAGGGAGCGCUGCGCAGCCACUCGCAGCUCCGCAGCACCAAAGUCCGCUGCCGGCUGAGGUGCCAGGACCAGCAUCCGUUUGAUGGGACCUUCUCGGACCUGCGCUUCUUCGACGUGGUGCUUCGGAGAUCAGCAUGUUUGGACAAAUGCAUGGAGGACAAAGUGGGAGCGCAGUCUCUGCACAAGGUCAGCGAGGAUGUGGUGCAGGAUUUUACCCGGAGGAUCCCCUACAACUUUCUCCAGCUGGCUUAUCAGAAGCUGAAGCAGCCAGAAAAAGCAGCAGCAGCAGCUCACACCUAUUUCCAAGCCAAUCCGGAACAUGUGGAGAUGGGUCAGAACCUGGAGCAGUACAAAGACCUGGAGGGGGUCAGGGAACAACACUUUGUGGACCGAGAAGUGCGGCCUCAUCAGCGCUCCUUCAUGGAUGCGGUGAGGUUAUACGACAAAGAUGAUUACGAAGGAGCCAUUUCCCUGUUCGAGGAAGCGUUGGUGGAAUACUUCAAAGCAGAUGUGGCUUGUCGGGCUUUGUGCCAAGGUCCACAGAAGUUUGAGGACCACGAUCACCUCAGUUAUCGUUACAGCCUGCUUGAAGUUGUUUCAGAUCACUUCACUCAGGUGCUCCACUGUGAACAUGAAUGCGUUCGAGACCUCGCCACCCGACCUGGCCGUCUCUCCCCCAUGGAGAACUACCUGCCACUGCACUACGACUACCUCCAGUUUGCCUAUUUCAAGGUUGACAGGCUGGAGGACGCGCUGCAGAGCGCUUUGACCUACCUUUUGUUCCAUGACGGCGAGGAGUUCAUGACUGAAAACGUAGUUUUCUACAGGGAGGUGCUUGGACAGGAUGGGGAGCCACGAGAGGACGCGGCACGAUACCUGAGGAGGCACAAACAGGAGCUGGAGCUGCUUCUGAUUGGCAGCCAGAUAAUGGGUGCAGAUUUCACUGAAGCAAAUUACUGGAGUAGCACAGGUGGAAGAAAUGACCUUAACAGGAUUCCCUCGAGCACUGACGGCUGGAUGGAGUACGUUCCCAUCUCAGGGAAGAAAAUCGCUGCUCCACAGCAGCUCAAAGAAGGUGGCCCUUUGGUUUUUGAGGGUGUGCAGCUUGUGCAGAACUCAGGGGACUUGAACGGGACUCAGCGGGUUCUGCUUGAUCACAUUAUAUCUGAGCAGGACUGUGCAGAGCUCAGAAGCCUGGCUCAGGCGGUUACCAUGGCAGGAGAUGGUUACAAAGGAAGGACAUCCCCACACACGCCCAAUGAGAAGUUUGAGGGAGCAACUGUGCUCAAGACUUUACAGUAUGGUUACGAAGGCAGGGUGCCUAUGAAGAGCGCUCGCCUCUUUUACAACGUCAGCGAACGAGCCCGACGAAUUAUAGAGUCCUACUUCAUGCUGAACUCCACCCUGCACUUCUCCUACACACACCUAGUGUGUCGGACAGCCAUCACAGGGCAGCAAGAUCACAGAAAUGACCUGAGCCAUCCCAUCCAUGCAGACAACUGUCUGCUGGACCCCGAUGCCCACGAGUGCUGGAAGGAACCACCAGCAUACACCUACAGGGACUACAGUGCACUGUUAUACCUAAAUGGAGAUUUUGAUGGAGGAGAGUUCAUAUUCACAAAAAUCGAUGCCAAAACAGUAACGGCAUCAGUGAAGCCCAAAUGUGGCAGGAUGGUGGGUUUCUCGUCAGGAGGGGAGAAUCCGCACGGUGUGAAGGCCGUCACCAGUGGACAGAGGUGUGCUGUGGCUCUGUGGUUCACGCUGGACCCACUCUUCCGGGAACUGGAGAGACUUCAGGCUGAUGAGGUGAUCCAGGCUUUGGACAAACAGUCUGUGUUGAGUCAAAGCUUCAGCAUCAACCCUAGAGAUGAACUUUAGAAGAAGAAAAAGCAUCAUUUUUUACUAAAAUCCCUCCAAUAUUUUAACUAUUUAUUGAGUGAGCUUGGAAAAAGGAAUAUUACUAUUUUUGUAUUGUUUGAAGAGCAGAUCAGUGAUACUCUGCUUUCUGUUGCCUAUUUGAUAUUUUGACGUUUUUGACUUUUACAGCUGUUAUUCUGAAAGUUUACAUUUUACGACUUUGGCUUAUGACUUUUUUUUUUUACAUCCAUCCAUUUCUAUCCAUCCAUUCAGAAACAUGUUCAAUGAAUUUCCUACUUUUGGAGAUCAGAAACCUAAAGAUCAUCUUCAUAAAUGUUAUGUUGCCAUAACUUACAUGAACGUUUUCCUGAUUUUACAUUUCUGUGGCAGUAAGAAUAUCUGUCAAAACUCUAUGGAGCACUGUGUUGUUGUUUUGUUUGUUUUAUUUUAGGUUUUUAGAUUUGAAAAAGCACUCGUUUAAAUACCUUAGGGAAAAAUGUUUUUUUUUUCUUCGAAAUUAUAAAUGUUUCCUUCACUCAUGUCCACUGUGAAUGUGUGUUUAUAACCUGAUCUUAUUUAUGUGUUUUAAAGGUAGUGCCUGUCUGAAUUCAAAUGUAUGAUUAACUUUUUUUUCUUUCUAAAAAAGAUGCCGGUUGUUCCUGUUUCAAGGAACAUGUAUUUUUACGGGCUUUCUUCUGUUUUGUUUGGAUGCAGAUGAUAGGCAAAGUCGUGCACUGUAAAUCUCAUGGAUGCAUAGAUAAGUUACUUUGUUUUUCUGAAAGAAACUGAAAUGCUAACUGAA